GCCUCAUUUCUCAGUCUCCCAACGGGACCUCUAGCUUAAGGUUGGUUGAUUGGAGGGUUAUAGCCCAAUGGAAGUUGGGCUUGAUAUUGGGACGGCUCGCCAGUUAGUUGCCUUUGCCUGUUUUGUUGGUUCAGAUGGCAAGAACAUCGGUGAGCGGAAGCGUAUGCCGGUUCUCUCGCACUGAGCUGACGAAGCAGUCUCGUGUCGUAAAGGGGGAUGCAUGAAAUGUUCUCGGUGGAGAUUAGGUCUGCAACUCAAUUUCGCAACUCCAGUGCUUUCCACGACGCAAUCUCAUGAUGUAGUGCGCACUCUUCCCUAGGACUCCUACCGUCUCUUCCGAUGCAAGCAUUGAGGCUAUCACUGCUCAUCCGGGGCUUUCGGUUCUGCUUUCCACAACACCUUCGUGCCGGUAUGGUUCAAUCAAAACCUAUGCUGGAUCUUCCCCGUGGCUGGACAUCACAUGCGCCGAUGCAACUGUUGCAUCGGCAGUAUUCUCAAGAGAAGCCAGUCACAGCGGACGGCCGAUGGCACCGUACACGCUGGUGUUGGCUUCGCCUGGGGAGCCUCGGUCAUAGUAUCAACUCCGAAGCGCUCGCGUUCGGAUCCUGCUCCAAUCGCCUCGUCCGUAGUCCGAGAGGUCGCUUCCAGACUGUUGGUCGCAGAGCCCAAAUCGCUGGGUGCUGGAGUUCGGGCGAACAGGCUGUUGCCCUUCGUGUGUCACACCAUGCUGUCAAAUGCCGGGACAGCAGGCGUGAUUCCACAUGCCCGGCGCUCCCCCACUCAGCAUACAUGGUGCAUUUGGACAUGCCACGCGCAAGCAAGCGGCACCUCAUCUUGCGCUUCCGAGCAUCCAGGCUUCCCAUAGUUGUUGUUUGAUGUAGCUGGCCCAACUCGCACAAAUAGGGGGUAUGGUUUCGUUUCUCGGUACAGUCGUUGCGAUGCCUCCGCAGGAUUUUGUCAGAUCACUCCGUCUCUGGCCAGGGAUGCGAUGCUGGGAGUUGUAAAGCCCAACGCCACCGCACAACCAUUGCUGCACAGGUAGGUCUU
This is a messenger RNA of Trematosphaeria pertusa, 1047 nucleotides long. RefSeq lists its product as uncharacterized. The record is from RefSeq and is a predicted model, not a curated record. Bases 340 to 876 code for a protein of 178 amino acids. The transcript has 2 exons. NCBI's taxonomy places the organism in Eukaryota, Fungi, Ascomycota, Dothideomycetes, Pleosporales, Trematosphaeriaceae.